Plectropomus leopardus (leopard coralgrouper) is the source of this 2295-nucleotide messenger RNA. RefSeq names its product endothelial cell adhesion molecule a (gene esama). Gene Ontology annotation, cellular component: adherens junction; plasma membrane. Gene Ontology annotation, molecular function: cell-cell adhesion mediator activity. Gene Ontology annotation, biological process: homophilic cell-cell adhesion. The record is from RefSeq and is a predicted model, not a curated record. NCBI's taxonomy places the organism in Eukaryota, Metazoa, Chordata, Actinopteri, Perciformes, Serranidae.
UCCGGAUGACAAAGGACAAGUUCCAGAGUUGGACUCGCUGCUGUCUACAGAGGGACGGACUACAGAUGCAACGGAGCAUUAAGAGCAGAGCAAGAACCGCGCGAGACCCUCAGUGUCGGAGGUGAUGAACCAAUUUACACUUUAUUAACCAUUAAAGUCACAGAAGAGGAUUCUGACGACUUGAACAUUCCGUCAGCCGAAGUGUCCCUCACCUUCCCGGGCUACCGUCUCUUUUGGGAGAGCCAAGAGAAGCCACUUGACAGACUUGAGGAGCUUUGCUCGAGGCGACACACGGUUCCUAUAUAAAGCUGGCUGAAGGACAGUAACACACCGACCAGUGGACGCUGAGGCUGCAUCAACCAUGGAGGUCUCCACCGGCACUCCGAGGAAACUUCCCCUGCUCUGCUUCACCCUCCUGUGGGGGCUCUCAGGGAUAUGGGCCCAGAUCCAGAUGCCCCAGCAUAGUAUGGAUGUGAUCAAGGGUCAGAUGGUGGUGCUGAAGGCCUCGUACAGCACAAUCCCGGCCAGUGACUUGAGCACCAACACCAUCCUCUGGAAUUUUUUCUCCUCUAACGUCUCCCAGCUGAUCAUCGCCUCCACCAAAGGCUCCAUGAGCGUGGGCAGCUCCCAGUUUAAGGGCCGCGUCGGGUUCACCGCUAACAUGCCGUCACGGGACGUGUCGCUGUACAUCAACAACACCCAGGAGACUGACUCAGGACGGUACCUCUGCCAGGUCAUCAUCCCUGAUAAUCCUGGUCUCACCGCUGAGCUCAGCCUGGACGUGAGGGUCCCUCCUGCUGUUCCCAAGUGCUCUCUGUCAGGGAAGCCGGUGCUGAAGGGGAAUGUGACUCUGAGCUGCAGAUCCAGCUCUGGGAAGCCCAUCCCUCUGUACAGGUGGAAGAAAACCAGUCCCACCUCGGAGGUCUUCUUCUCACCCAUGCUAAAUGAGAAGAUGGGCACUCUGAAACUGAGCAACCUGAGCAGCAACAUGUCAGGGAAGUAUGUGUGCACAGCCAGCAACUCAGCUGGCUCAGAGACCUGCGUCAUCAACCUGGACAUCGUCACCUCCACUAAUGUGGGGAUGAUAGUUGGAGCCACAUUGGGUUCACUGAUUGGCUUCGCAAUCCUCUUCAUCUUCUUUUUCCUGCUGAAGAGGCGGAGAGACAACGAGGAUGACAUGGCCAAUGAAAUCAAGGAGGACGCUCAGGCUCCCAAGCGUGUGUCCUGGGCUAAGAGCGGCAUGGGUUCAGAUAUCAUCUCCAAGAACGGCACCCUGUCCUCCAUCGCCUCCAGCCCACACCAUAAAGAGCCCUCCCACCACCACAACAACCACCACCACCUGCAGCAGUACCCCCAGCGUCCCCCUUCAUACACUGCCUCCAUCAUCACCGCCACAGGCAGCACAGAUGGCUACCGCCCGUCCCGCCACCACGGAGCCUCCACCCCCACCCACUACAGCUACAACAACGACACCACCCUGCCUCAAGGACAGACCGUCUCCUCUGAGGCCAACGGGGGCUCCCUCCCCAGACCGGAGCGCUACACCCAGCUGCCCCAGGCUCAGGUGCUGCCGCAGACCUACAGCCAGCCUCACCUGCAGCUCCAAGCUGCUCCCUCCCCGCCACCGCUGCCCACCUCCACCAUCACAGCCUCAAACAUCACCCGCAUGGGAGGGGUGCCCAUCAUGGUGCCUGCACAGAACCAGGCCGGAUCUUUGGUCUAACGCCAGCAAACAGUGCUGUCGACAGAAACAGUGGAACACUGCCUCUUUACGCUCUCAGAAAGGGUCAGCUGAUUUUUUUUUUAAGGGAACGCUUUAACUAAUAUUUAGCAAAGAAUUAAAGUAGAUAAAAAGGUAAAAUUCACUUAUUGACGCUCGCUGGUGCCAGCAAGCUUUAUUGGCAAGACUUUCAGACACAGACUGUUAACUUGCUUUACUAUAUUAAGUCUUUCAUAUUCUGUAAACACUGUAAACACUGCAAACUAUGUAUAGAUAUGAUUUUCAUACAUUUUUGUCCAGUAUCCAUUUUUCUACAUUACCAAUGCGCAUUUUUAAUAAUGUAUUUUAUUUGUUGUACUUUGUUCUUUUCAGUUGUAGCUUUUUAAUGUCCUAUUAUGUUUUGUUCUCUCCUGACACACGAAUUCCACAAAAUGAGCAGCAGCUUGAUCAUCAUGUGUGUGCAGGUCUCAUAUACAGAUAAGAAAAGGGUUAUGCAGGUCAGCUGUACUUUAUUUAACCCUUUAAAACCUGGUCACCCCUCACAAGCAAAUUGGUUUGAUUUCUUUCAGACACAU